AUGACGAGCGAUCUGGCUCGUGGUGAAGAUUCCAUUCUCUUCGUCCCCGACGUCCUCAAGCAGUCGGCCGAGCUUCACAGGCUGGAAGCGGAGGCGAUCGCGCAGAAUCAGUCGCCACAAACGGUCAGCGAAGCCUACGUCGUCUCGCGUGCGCAAUACCGGCGUUGCGCAAAGCAAGAUGCGCGUGCCUGGGAGAACCACCGGAGGUGGCUGCAAGAUCAGGCGGACAGCAAGUUAGCGCUGCGCAAGAGUCUGCGUCGAGCCGACAUCAGCAAAAGGUUUCUCGCACUCGGCUUCGUCGCUGCAGACUUCGACACCCUUCACCUCGACGGAAGCUGGUGCAGCAGCUGCUUGUACCAGAGCUACGACGACGAUCUGGCUGAGUGGGAGGAUUAUGAGGAAGAUUUGAUUCUCGACACCCACGACGAGGAGCCUCAAACGCAGGAUCAAGCUAUGUCGACGACCACCUCCGACGCGCAAGGCGCGCAAGUCAGGGUUGGAGGCGCAAUUAUACGAGGCCCGUCGCUUGAGCAGAAGCUGGGAGAGUUCAGGGAACAGGCGAGGGAGGAGAAGAUGGCCGCCAUGUUGGCUGACUUGCACACUGAUUGCAUGCCCGGCCCCGCCUCGCUCUACCAGUUUUUCCAAUCAGACGAGCGCUUGACGGACGAAGAGUGGGAGAAGUACAAGUCGCCAAUCGUCGCGUGCGUCCACCGUCGGCGGUUCGAUCGCAUCUGGCGCGAAGAAAUUGCGGCACACGAUGCACGACAGAAGCGCCAGGAGGCGUUGCGACCGCUCUUCGGCCGCCUCCAACCCCCGAAGCGUUCUGCUACCUCUGCCCGCGCCAGCAUCCCCAUCUCCUUCGCAAUCUUCCUCGCCCUUCCGACCGUCGAGACGCUCUGGUACCCCGCGAACGCCUUCAUCGACGCUCGCGGAUGGCCGCCUCUCGAGCCGCAGAUCCUGAGCGAGAUCUGUACCCGCAUUCGGCUCGACAAGGUCGUCCUCUUCGACCGCAUCGUUCGUGCGCACGUCGCCGACAACGGCGUCUUGCCGUCUACCACCAUGAAGCCCAUCGCCUCCUCCUCCUCGUCGCCGUUCAUCGACUGCGACCCGUCGAAGGGCCUCGUACCGCUUCACGCCGCCUUGACGGACCGCGACAUGGACCCGCUCUUCGCGCAAGUCACCUCCCUCUUCCGCUGUGGCAUCUGCUCGACCAAGCUCCCCUACCCGGACAUUGCGAUUCACCUCGUCGACGAUCACGACGUCCCCAACGUCCCGGCGUACGCGCACGUCCCGAGCAGUGACUUUAGGAAGGCCAUCAAGAGUUUGCUCGACGACCUCGGGCACAGCUUGCAACUCGAGCUCGCGGCGUUCGAGUUCUUCUACGCCGACUGCGACUUCGACGUCACGAUGAGGUCGGCGAGCGGCCAGUUUGAGACGAGCGUCGGCGAGACGUGGGCGCAGGUCCUCUCCGGCAAAUCGCCCGCCGAACUCGACGCAAGCCGCCUCAAGCUCUCGUACUCAACUGACCGCGACAUCGUCGGGAUCAAGCUUUCGACCGCCAGCGUCAGCGACGAGGACGCGUAG
Rhodotorula toruloides NP11 is the source of this 1584-nucleotide messenger RNA. RefSeq lists its product as uncharacterized. The record is from RefSeq and is a predicted model, not a curated record. The transcript has 6 exons. Bases 1 to 1584 code for a protein of 527 amino acids. Lineage: Eukaryota; Fungi; Basidiomycota; Microbotryomycetes; Sporidiobolales; Sporidiobolaceae.